Messenger RNA from Bradysia coprophila, 571 nucleotides. RefSeq lists its product as uncharacterized. The record is from RefSeq and is a predicted model, not a curated record. Lineage: Eukaryota; Metazoa; Arthropoda; Insecta; Diptera; Sciaridae.
UUUCGAAAGUUCUCCCAAAAAUAUUUUUCCAUUUUUUUUAUUCCAUUGCUGGUCAUAUGUUUAACGUAAUUCCGAUGUCUAACAAUACAAUUUCGAAUACUGCCAUCGGUUAAGGUCUACGCACCAUAUCUCUGAAUUGUAAUCAUGGAACGAAAACUUUAUUCGUCCGGAGCGAAAUGGGAGUCAAUAGCAGGCUACUCACGAGCAAUUCGUAUUGGAAAUGUAAUAGAAGUGGCUGGCACCGUUGCCGUAAACGAAUUAAAUGAAGUGGUCGGUAUAGAUGAUGUUUACGCUCAGACCACAUACAUUUUGGAAAAAAUACGAACAGUGUUACAAGAGGCCGGUGCCGACAUAAAGGAUGUCAUCAGAACUCGUAUGUUUACCACGGACAUUUCGAAAUUCGACGAGAUAUCCAGGGCUCACGGAGCGAUGUUCAAAGAUAUUCGACCCGUCUGCACAUUGGUGGAGGUUUCGCGUCUUGCGCAACCGGAUUUGUUAGUUGAAAUCGAAGCUUCGGCCAUAGUAACAUAAGUUCCGAUUCAAAAAUAAAUUGUCAAAUCAUGAACUGAGA